This is a messenger RNA of Oryzias latipes (Japanese medaka), 2987 nucleotides long. It is a transcript of the gene rcc2, whose product is annotated as regulator of chromosome condensation 2. NCBI's taxonomy places the organism in Eukaryota, Metazoa, Chordata, Actinopteri, Beloniformes, Adrianichthyidae. Gene Ontology annotation, cellular component: membrane. Gene Ontology annotation, biological process: negative regulation of GTPase activity. The record is from RefSeq and is a predicted model, not a curated record. Gene Ontology annotation, molecular function: small GTPase binding.
CAGAGUUACGUGGGAAGUUUCCCGGGUCCAGCCUGGAGUCUGGGAGGGUUCCGGCGCUCGUGUUUGUUUUCUGAGCGCGGACGGCGCGCGCGUCCAGCUGCGUGCGGAGUUUCCUGUAUGAAUUGUGAACGCAAACCACGUGGUGUGAAGGCAGACUGCAGCUUCUUUUGUUCAAAUCAAUCAAACGGGAGACGGACAGAGAGCUGCCGAAUCAGGAAAUCACCGCUAUAUGAUUUAUUUUAGACGCAAACUAAAACCAAGGUCAGUUUGAGAAAUGCCCACAGAUUACCCUCCGAGUGCCUGAAACCAGGGGCGUUCCGCGGGGUUUUGGAAAAGUUGUCGCCGCAGUAUCGUUUUCUGUGUAACGUCUUUAUUUAGAGUUAGCAUACAGUAGCGCGCGGCAACGUUAGCUUCUUAAUGAGCUCAGCCGCGCGCCCGCUGCCCACAUUUCCGCCUCUCCGUCUUUUUAACGACGUUUUUCCGUUUGUGAACAGCAUGUGAACUUUCCCGGCGUGUUUGUCUCGCCGCCGACACGCUGAGUCUCGGCGCUGGACUGCGUUUUUUCACGGCGGCUAGCUUACCGCGCGACCAGCACCGAACAAAGAGCGCGAGCUUAGCCUCAGGAAGCUAGCAGCUGCCGCACACAGACGCCGGCGGACGACUGCCUGUCUCCGAAGCCGUCCUCCUCCCGGGACCGACGUCAGGAAACGGAGGCGCCGUUAACGGAGCCGUUUCAAACGUCUGUCCAACUUUUGUCCAGUCAGACCAAACAUCUCAGUCCAAUUAGCCUCCACAGAUUUACAGCGGCUCCGUGUCAAACUUGACCCCGCUUUGGAGUAAAAUAUGCCACCUAAGAAGACCGAGGUCUCAGGGAACGGUGGCACAAAGAGGAAGAGGGCCAGUGGCAAAAGGAAAGACCGGGACUUCAGCAGCGACGAUGACUUCGACUUUGAGCAGGAGAACAACAAGAAGGGUGGAAAGCUCACCGCCAAGUCCGACCUUCAGCCGGUCACCGUCGCCGAUGACGUCAAGGAGAAAAUCAAACUGGAGUGCCCAAAGGUGAAAGGUCAACUGCUCAUCUUUGGAGCCACCAACUGGGAUCUGAUUGGAAGGAAGGAAGUGCCCAAACAGCAAGCUGCUUUCCGCAACCUGGGCCAGAACCUGUGGGGUCCGCACCAUUACGGCUGCUUGAAUGAUGUCCAGGUCAGCUGUGUGGUUUCUGGACCGUGUGCUGCUCACAGCCUCCUCAUGACCACCGAUGGCAAGCUCUGGAGCUGGGGUCGUAAUGACAAAGGUCAGCUGGGUCAUGGAGACACAAAACGCAUCGAGGCUCCAAAGCUGAUCGAGGCUCUGGCAGAGCAAGUGAUCGUCUCUGCCGCCUGUGGACGCAAUCACACGCUGGUUCUCACAGAGGAUGGUACUGCAUACUCUUUCGGUGAGAACAAGCUGGGCCAGCUUGGUCAGGGGAACCAGACCGAUGCAGUCCUGAGUCCAGCACCGAUCUCCUACAACGGUCAGCCCCUGGUGAAGGUGUCCUGUGGUGCAGAGUUCUCCAUGGUGGUGGACUGCAAAGGAAACCUGUACUCCUUUGGAUGUCCGGAGUACGGACAGCUCGGCCACAACAGCGACGGCAAGUUCAUUGCUCGAGCGCAGCGGAUUGAGUUCGACUGUGAGCUCAUUCCUCGACGCGUCGCCAUCUUCAUCGAGAAGUCCAAGGACGGCCAGAUCAUGCCUGUGCCCAACGUGGUGGUGCGAGACGUGGCGUGCGGGGGCAACCACACGCUGGUGUUGGACUCCCAGAAGCGAGUCUUCAGCUGGGGCUUUGGUGGAUACGGGCGUCUGGGCCACACGGAGCAGAAGGAUGAGAUGGUUCCUCGGCUCGUCAAGCUGUUCGACUUUCCUGGACGCGGAGCCGCCCAGAUCUACGCAGGAUACCAGUGUUCCUUUGCCGUCAACGAGAUGGGGGGGCUGUUUUUCUGGGGUGUGACCAACACUUCCAGAGAAUCCACCAUGUACCCCAAAGCUGUGCAAGAUCUGUGCGGCUGGAAGAUCCGCAGUCUGGCCUGUGGGAAGAGCAGCAUCAUCAUUGCAGCAGACGAGAGCACAAUCAGUUGGGGGCCCUCCCCCACUUUUGGGGAGCUGGGAUAUGGAGACAACAAACCCAAGUCGUCCACGACCGCACAGGAGGUCAAAACCCUGGACGGCAUUUACAUCGAGCAGGUGGUGAUGGGUUACUCUCACACGCUGGCCAUCGCCAGGCAGGACACCCCGCAGGAGGAGGAGAGGCUGAAGAAGCUGCCCGAGUACAACCCCCGAACGCUCUGAAGCUGCUCCGCCCAUCCCACUCGUGGGACGGCUGAGCUCGGGGAGGCGCGCACAAACACAUCUCAACUACCAGCAAACAUGGGUCCCUGCCAAUUUAAGCGAGUAGAUGUGAGCCUGUGGACGGACUCAGUCUGCACGGGCAUGUCAUCCUCGCCUCAGAUGAGGUCCUACAACCCAACUCCCCCGAGAACCGGUUUUUGUUAGUCAAACACCCUGGUGUGCAUGGUUCUGAUGUCUACUGGUGCUACGGCGGCACCCUUCUCUGGGGGGUUUAGAGACCAACACUCCAUACCUGUGCCUUUUCUACGUCCACCAUCAGGUCAUGGAGGAGUUUGAGGAUCUGUGUGUGUGUGUGCUGCCCCGUCUACAAUCAGGAUCUGGAACGUGAUGUUCUACUGGUGCACUCCACCUGAUGUUACAUUCCUUUGUUCUUCCUUCACUUUAGCAUCUUGGAUGCUCACCUCAGUCCUUCCCAGACCUCAGCGUCUGACACCUUUGUUUGAUUUGUUGGAACUAUUCCAGCGCUCUAAGCGGUCUCAUGGAGAUCCACGGCGAGGACCUGGUUUGGUUGUCCUUCUGUCUGCUUUGCAUUUUUUUAUGAAAUUCUGUUACAUUGUGUUGUUUUCCAUUGCAAUGAUUAAUAAAACAUUGAUGUAAAUUCA